This is a messenger RNA of Lobosporangium transversale, 3218 nucleotides long. RefSeq lists its product as hypothetical. Gene Ontology annotation, biological process: snRNA 3'-end processing. Gene Ontology annotation, cellular component: integrator complex. The transcript is spliced from 11 exons. Bases 77 to 3193 code for a protein of 1038 amino acids. The record is from RefSeq and is a predicted model, not a curated record. NCBI's taxonomy places the organism in Eukaryota, Fungi, Mortierellomycota, Mortierellomycetes, Mortierellales, Mortierellaceae.
CUACUAAUGACACCAUGAGUGCUUUAUGUAGCAUCUACCACAAGUAAAAUCCGCUGAGAAACAUAACGAUAAAUUCAUGUUGGUCACAUACGAAGAAGGCCCUGGAUGUGUGAAGUCAUCAUUGAAGGACCCUUUAUCACACCUGAUCAAAGAACUCAAAGUGCUGAAAGCCAACGACAUCUCCAAUCCAGGAUCGUCUCUUUCGACGAUAUUUGAUUUGCUCAAUGUCUAUCGCAUCUACCAUGGAAUAGAUACGCCAGGAAGUGGUCGAUUCCCUGGCACCAUUGAGCCCACAAUUAUCUUAUGGUUCACAGACGGCGGAAAGCAAUCCUCAGCCUCGGGGACAUUAGAUAGACUCAAUAUUCCAGGAAUCACGACAGCUGGGGUUGAUUACUAUCAUGAGCCUUUUCGAUGGGACCAAAGAUUGUAUACAGUUUUUUUGGAACCCAACACUGAAACGGUGGACCCGCAGCUCAGCAUUUUAAGCACAGUAAUGGGUGGGACAAGUUAUCGUGUGCGGACACUCCGGCACAUGCUUCAAGCCAUGGAUUGCAUGCUAGGGAUGAGCAAAAUCCCCCCAACUCAAUACUCUCCACAGGCUGUCCUUCAUAUAUAUGGUGUUGUGGUGAACUUUGAGGAUUUAAUAGUGGAUCCACGAAGACCCAAUACGGCCAAUCACCACCAGCUAAUUUAUGUGAAUCCCUCCUGGCUUAAUCCUCAAUCGCGUCACCCGGGCUUUUUUCCGAUUCCAGAGCCUUUCUGGCCAGAGAUCGAUGCCCAGCGGAUCCCAACACGUAAUGCGCAACCUACUAUUCACUACCACACCAAGGAGGAAAAGUGUAUUGAUAUACCGGAUGGUUUUCCAUACGACAAAUACGUUGUUGCUCCAUGUCCAAUGACUCAGGAACUCCUCACACGAUCCCCAGGGACAUGUUGGCCAGUUUAUAUCAAGAAUAGCUAUAAAACUGAGGGAUUUGGAUUCCCUUUUGGGUUCCUAAAAGCAAAUACUAGCAAGAAUGCUGUGACUUUAACAGUGGUCGCCUAUAAUUACCCUGCGCUUUUUACAUUACUUGUAAAUUUGAACUCCAUACCGAGCCGGACACCGACGGCUGAAUGGCUUCGAGAUUUUGCGGAAUACCUUAGCCAUACGCCUUCAUACUACUAUUCACCCUUAAGAAACGCUCUCAAGCGGAUAGGUCUUUUCAAUGUCAUACAACCUGACCAAGGCAUGAUGAGCCAGGCAGUUCUCAAGAUCCUUGGCAAAAACAAGAUACAGGCCAAAGCUGAACUGGACAGAUUUCUGACCAUAGAAGCAAUAGCUCCUGUUGAUGCUGUGGGUCCUAAGAAGAAGACGCUUUGUGGCAAUGCAUUCGAUGUCCCUCGUUCUGAGCUGAUCCCUGUACUUGAUGAUAUGAAACGUGCAUUUUUUAGAGAUCUCCAAAUUACUUCUAUCUCUACCACAUUGGCAUAUGCAUCAGAAACUUCCCAUUCUUUGAUACCAUCUGCAUCAAGAUCAACGUCGGGUGUCAUGCGAACCGCGGCUUUGAAACUGGAUUCUAUUGUGGAUUCUGAUGAUCUUCAUUCAUUACCAAUCGCUGAUAUGGGGAUUUAUCAAGAUCGUAUGCAAAAGAUCCAGCAAGAAACUCUUCGGGAUCCGUUCCGAGAUGAGGAGUCAGUCAAGUCAUUGCAGCGGACAAUGUUUGGUAAUCCCUACAAACAAGAUAAAAAGGUUUCAAUUGAUGAAGAAGAUGAAGCAUCUGCUGCUGGUCAAUCAUUGUCAACCAAUAGCAGUUCAGGUGGCUCGUCAUGGUCAUCAAUCCUAGGUAGGAAGAGGAGACCACGACGACGUUCUGUAUCACCCUCACAUUUUCCAAUUGAGAAAGUCCCGAGUUUGGCCCGGAGUGAUCGAUCGACGUCGACUAAGACUCUUGUGGUAUCAUUUGGGGCUCCUAGCGGGAAAACAGCCAUGCCAUUGCUGAACAUCAUGAUUCAACAUGGCUCUGGAAAAGUUCAGUCUAUUGUGGAUUCUACAGAAGGGCUUGGGUUACAUAUGGUUAUGCAUGAUGGAGAGGACGAAGAUGAGGAUGAUGAUGAUUUCAGGAGGGCUAUGUUCAAUUCUGAUGAAAUGGAGCUUGAUGGCGAAGACGAAACAGCGCGCCUUCGUGCCGAUACGCCGAUGCCAGGAGGCAUGGGUCUGGAUGAUGAUGAUGAGGAAAUGGAGGAGCUUCAGCACGCACAAGACUUGAUUCCACCACCGAUUAUACCCAUGACCUUAAAUGACAUUGUUGACUCUCAAUCGGAUAGUCUGUAUCAGAGUAAAGAUGGAGUAACAGCCAAUCAUUUAAAGCACGAAAGGGUUGACAAUCGGCAGGAGCGCGAAGGAAAUCCAGAACAUACUGAUGAAGUCGCCAAACCAGUGUUCGAAGGUCUUGUAUAUGAUCCAACAGCAUCGUUAGAGCUGCAGUCCAUACCACAUACGAUCCCAGAACGUACUGAGCCCCAAACUACCACUGAAAUGCUUCCAGUACGACCAACAUCAUAUGAUCUUUCAAUGCAUGGCGACAGUGAGUCGGAACACAUUUCUCUUGCCACAGAUGCUGAGAGCAACUUGUCGAAGUCCUCCCAAAAUCUUACGCCAGUGCCUAUUCUCUAUUCACCUUCAGCUGAGAAUAAUAUUCACAGCUCUGAAACGGUCACUAUUCCUGUAUCAUUGGAGGGGAAUGUAUCGGCAGAGGCUUCCUUGGCACUUAUGCGAAGUCCGUUGGAAAGUAUGGUGUUGGACGAUGCAUCAAUCAGUCCAAGGCAAGGAAAACCUGUUCCUUCAACUUCCGCUCCAGUAAUCACUUCUUCAACCUUUGAAUUGAAUGACCCUUGCUCUAUGGAAGCUCGCAACCUGGACAAAGAAUAUGUUGUAGCACAGGAGCAGGUCUUAUCGUUACAACAAGAGCACAUUAGUUUUCAAAAGACACCAGCCGAAAUCAAAAAUAAAAUUGUCGCACAACUCAAGAAGGGACCUAAAGGCUAUAACGAAGGAACCAUUAUCAAUCUUCUUUGGCAAAUUAAUGAGGCACCGAAUUGGAAUAAGGAACAAAAGCGAGCUGCAGUAAUGGGUUGUCUAAAUUUCGCGAAAGGUUUGCGUCGAGGAGCGGUUGUGUCGGUAUUAGAGACAAUAGCACACAAUAUUAGCAGAUAGAGCGAGAUGUAAAAGUGCUAUCCAC